This is a messenger RNA of Owenia fusiformis, 901 nucleotides long. Lineage: Eukaryota; Metazoa; Annelida; Polychaeta; Sabellida; Oweniidae. The record is from the annotation of a GenBank genome assembly.
CUCAUACUGAGAUUUAUUUGUUUACCAUAGAACACAUUCUCGACUGUAGAAAGAUCACGGUCAUGAGUCAAGUUAACGUUUUGAUAACGUUAAGGACUCAAUUGUAGCUGAUCAAGUAGCUGAACGUCACUAGGAACAAGCUGAAGUCGUAUUCUCUACAAACGGUCUAAGUAGAAAUUCCAGCGAUCCAGUGACACAUCCACCAAAGGUAAAUCUAACGAUCGCAGUAUUAUAUACUCAAAAGAAAAAAAUAGACACUUAAUAAACAGUAAUGUCAGCAACGGUGCGUUCAUCCGUGCGACCAAAGAGCAGCAAACAACCAUGGGGAACGGUGAUAAAACCAGAGUAUGGGCUUGGGUACCAGAAGAUGACUGCGUAUGAAGUGUCACAGACAGUGGACAGACUCUCACAGAAACGUCCACAGGGGGAACCAAUACUUAUAACUGUUCCACAGAAGGAGAUGAAGAAGUCUGAUCAAGUUGCAAUGAUAGAGCGAUUGAACACAAAUGAAAAGACACCAGAUACAAAAAGGACAAUGCGAGACUCGAGUUAUAAAAACAUGGGAGUCGUUUCAUCAUAUGCAUGGAAGGGAUGGUAUUGAACAGAAAUAUGCUAGAACAACCAUUGGAUAAAUCAUAGAAGUCAAAGGAGAGUUUAACUUUCAAUAAGCCCUGCCAUUUCUUACUGUUCCAAAGAAACUGGAAUAUAUUGGACAGAUUCAGUAGUUACAGAAACAAGAGUUCUGACACAGAUUCAUAUAAUGUUUGUAAUGAGUUCAUUUCGUUUGGAAAUAUCGGUACCUAGAUUUUGACAUCAUCAGUCUAUCCUAGCUUCUUUGGUUUAAUGAAAGAUGACAGGAUUUACUGAAAAGGUCUUUUUCUUUUUUGGUAUUGAGACUUGA